AUGAUUCCGGUUCCACUGCUGUCGUGCUUCACAGGCAAUGACGGAAAUGGAUUCUUCGGAGAUUGGUUCUUCGAUCCCAACCUUUGGGUGAACGGCCUAAGUAAGAUGGCCACGAUAGCUACUGGUUUUUCCAACGUCAUUGGCAUGAGCCUUAGAAACGAGCUUCGUGGCCCAAGAUCAAAUGUAGACGAUUGGUACAAGUACAUGCAACAAGGUGCAGAGGCAGUGCAUGCGGCGAACCCAAAUGUCCUGGUUAUCCUUUCAGGACUGGACUUUGACAAAGACGUUUCUUUCCUCCAGAGCAGAUCUAUCCAGGUCUCAUUCAUGAGGAAGCUCGUGUUUGAGGUUCACUGGUACAGUUACAAUGAGGCCGGGUGGACGGCUGGAAACCUUAACGAUGUGUGCGGGAAAAUGUCUAGUAGAGUCAUGGGCAGGGCUGGCUUCCUCGCCCAAAAGAACCUCAGCCCAUUGUUUCUAAGUGAGUUUGGGGUGGAUGCCCGUGGGACCAAUGCGGACGACAACCGGUACCUGAGCUACAUCAUGGCCAUGGCGGCGGCAGGGGACUGGGACUUUGCUGUGUGGGGACUCCAUGGGAGCUACUUUCUCAGGGAAGGUAUGGUGGGUAUGGAGGAGCUCUACGGGCUGUUGGACUAUAACUGGAACAACGUUCGAAACCGACCUUAUUGA
Molecule: messenger RNA, 687 nt
Organism: Punica granatum (pomegranate)
Lineage: Eukaryota; Viridiplantae; Streptophyta; Magnoliopsida; Myrtales; Lythraceae
Source: RefSeq, a predicted model, not a curated record